Messenger RNA from Physella acuta, 870 nucleotides. RefSeq names its product aminopeptidase N-like. The record is from RefSeq and is a predicted model, not a curated record. NCBI's taxonomy places the organism in Eukaryota, Metazoa, Mollusca, Gastropoda, Physidae. Gene Ontology annotation, biological process: peptide catabolic process; proteolysis. Gene Ontology annotation, cellular component: membrane; cytoplasm. Gene Ontology annotation, molecular function: peptide binding; zinc ion binding; metalloaminopeptidase activity.
AUGUCGUCCCAAUCCUACGAGCUGAAAGAUGCCUCAGACAGCCAAUCGGAUUCACCCGUCUUACCACGUGCAAGACGAGGCUGCUUCAUCGGACCAGUCCUGGGAUUUCUCCUGACUCUGCUGGCAGUAGCCUGUGCUAUCGGUGUGGGCGUGCUGGUGUACUUCGCUAGUUCCAGGAACAUCCAGUGCCAAUGCAGAACGAACGAGAGUGUCGAGGCGGCGUGUAUGAACCUGGCUUCAUCCGGAGACAAAAAUGUCUGUGCAUUGUGCUUACAUAAGAACGAAGAGGUCGUGACAUUUGAUGUGGCACUAGUCAAAGACACCAGACUGCCAACUGCCCUCUACCCGCUCCACUACAACCUUGAGAUACAGACCAAUCUACUGGGCAUGGACCGAAACAAUCUGACUUUUAAGGGGUAUGUUGAAAUCUGGUUACGGUGUGACGUAACUACAGACAACGUCACCCUGCAUGUAGAGGGGCUGAAUGUCAACAUCACCAGCGUCAAGAUCAAGGCCGAGCGCGAGGGUUCGAAUCCUGUGGUUGAUUAUUAUGAGGAGGACAAAGAGCGGAUGUUUUACAUUUUUUACUUGAAUGAAUCGAUGCAGGCCGGAUUAACAUACAUUAUAUCGAUGAACUUCUCCGCGCCAAUACGAAAAGAUUUAGUUGGUUUCUAUUCCAGUUUUUACAAGAGGAACGACCGUAAUGUGUACCUGGCAGCCACACAGUUUCAGGUUGCUGAUGCCAGGAAAGCUUUCCCUUGUCUGGACGAACCGGGGCUAAAAGCCACAUUUAAUAUCACACUUGUUCGCCCGUUACAUCUGGCAAGCCUGUCCAACAUGCCGAUGCUGGACAACAGUACAUUUUUGUAA